AUGUUUUUAAAGAAGAAGUGUAACGUGUCUCAGGUGAAUAGAGAAGGAUCCAGUUUAUCAUUAUUAGGAUGUAAGAGUGGAGAGGUAGCAUUAGUUGAUCAGCUUAAGCAGUUUGGUAUUUUCUCAGAAGAUGAGAUAGAUUUUAACGGAUGUGGAAUAGUACAUUAUUGUGCUAUGAGUGAUAGUGUAGAGCUUCUAGAGUAUCUUUAUAAUAAUUAUAAAAGUGAAUUAUUUCAAAAAAGAAAUCGUUUUGGUGCAAAACCACUUCAUACAGCAUGCCAGUAUGCUUCAUCAAGUUUCAUUAUGAAAAUGGUUAAUAUUUUUGGAUAUAAAGUAUUACUAGAAGCUGAUUAUAGUGGUCACUCUUCUCUUCAUUACUUAUGCAGUGGAUUGGUUGAUAAAUACUGCAUUACAGAAGUGUAUAAUAAGCUCACAGCACCAUGUGAUAUACCUUUACUUCAACAAUUCAAUUAUCUCAAUGUCAAAGUAGGCUGGUUUAUAUUUCUAUCACUAAACAUAAAUGUUACUAAACAGCAUAAAAGAGUGAGCCUUUUGUCUACACUCCUCAAGAAGACAAGCGUUAUUAAUAAUUUCAAUAUAAAUUCUAUUACUGCUACUGGUCAAUCGUUAGUUCAUUUAGCAUGUACUAGUGGUAGUAUAUUAUUAGUGAAGGGUCGGUCUGCAGUACAUUAUGCUGCUUUAUCAGGUUCACCUACUCUACUCAGUUAUACUGUAUCUGAGUAUAGCUUAAAUGCCAGUCAACCAGACUACAAAGGUAUAGUACCAUUAACAUUAGCUUGUAUGUCAGGUAGUAUCAAUGCAGUAGAAUAUAUUAUGAAUACUACUGACAUUGAUAUUAAUAUAACCUGUAAUGAGGGUAGAACACCUCUUCAUUGUUCAUGUAAUCAUGGUAAUGUUGAUCUCAGUCAAUAUCUCAUUGAAGUACAAGACAGUGACAUUAACAUAACAGAUAAUGAUAAAUGGAAUGCAUUGACUCAUAGCGUUAGCAGUGGAGACAUAAAGUUAGUCCAAUACCUCAUUAAUAAUCAUCAAUUGCCUCUCACAUCAUUUGCAUUACUUCAAGCAGUACUUAGUACUAAACUAUCAUUAAUUAAAUUAUUAGUUAAUGAAUAUAAACUAGAUCCUCAAGUUAAAAGUGGUGAAGGUUUACUAGCAGUUCAUUGUGCAGCUCAAGUUGGUGCUAUUGAUGUCUUAGAGUAUUUAGUAAAAGAUUGUGGAUGUAAUUUGGAUAGAGUAGAUUUAGGUGAAGCAAAAAAUAUGAAUGUGCUUCAUUAUUCUACAAUGAAUGGUCAUUUUACAUUUAUUAAAUAUAUUAUUAAUAAUUAUCCACAAUAUACUAGUCUAUUACAUGCUACUGAUAAUAAUGAUACUCUUCCAAUUCAUUGUGCCUGUUCUAGUGGUGUAAUACAACUAGUGACAUUUCUAAUUGAUGUAAUGAAAUGUGAUGUCACUACUGAAGAUAAGACUGGCUACACUUGUGUCACUGAAGCAUGUUCCUCUGGUAAUCUUGAUCUCUUAAAAUUAUUAAUAAAACAAUACAACCUUUAUCCUAGAAUAGUGAGCAGCAGAGGAUCAUCACCAGAAGUGGCAGUAGGGGUUGGACAUGUUCACAUAUUAGAAUGGCUCAGAGAAGAGUAUCAUAUCAAUGUAGUCUCAUUUAAGAAUGGUGUAUUACCUUUUCUUGCUACACAUUUCAACAAUUUAAUGAGUUUAUCAAAAUUAGUUCGUGAAUUUGUCGAAGAAGCAGAAAGAAGACAGUUAGCACCAAUAGCUACUAAACCUCGUCCUUCAUUUAUACCUUCUUAA
This is a messenger RNA of Amphimedon queenslandica, 1827 nucleotides long. RefSeq names its product serine/threonine-protein phosphatase 6 regulatory ankyrin repeat subunit C-like. The transcript has 3 exons. The coding region runs from base 1 to 1827 and encodes 608 amino acids. Gene Ontology annotation, molecular function: protein binding. NCBI's taxonomy places the organism in Eukaryota, Metazoa, Porifera, Demospongiae, Haplosclerida, Niphatidae. The record is from RefSeq and is a predicted model, not a curated record.